Messenger RNA from Ruditapes philippinarum (Manila clam), 7079 nucleotides. RefSeq names its product androglobin-like. The record is from RefSeq and is a predicted model, not a curated record. The coding region runs from base 227 to 6286 and encodes 2019 amino acids. Gene Ontology annotation, biological process: proteolysis. The transcript is spliced from 50 exons. NCBI's taxonomy places the organism in Eukaryota, Metazoa, Mollusca, Bivalvia, Venerida, Veneridae. Gene Ontology annotation, molecular function: heme binding; calcium-dependent cysteine-type endopeptidase activity; oxygen binding.
GCAUUUAGAUGAAAGCCUUGUCGAAAGUUCUACUUAAAAAAGUGAGGAGUCUAUUAAAAGGUCAUUAUUAAACAUAUAUUGACGUUUUAAUUGGCUGUGAAAUCUUUGAUUAAUAUAUUAUAAGCAUAUUAUGUUUAAUAUUGUAAUAAUGCGUCGGUAAAAAAAAACAAGUGGGGUUUGUUAAUAAAGUGGAAAUUUACAUUGUGUUACAUUAGUAAUCCGAACAAUGAAUCGAAGAUCUUCCCACGCUAGUAUUUCUGGAAUAAGACGUGGGUCGCUUGCAGACCAGAAUAAAGUGAAACGUGUAUCACUUAAAGACGGCACGUUAGGGAACGUUUUAACCAGCCGUCUGGCGGCGCUGUCAGAACUAAAAGAGGGUGAUAUUUACUAUAGGACUGAGAAGAUAUAUCCGUCAAUUCCGGACCAUCCGGAAGACAUCUCGAUCACAUUGGCAAGGUUUCCGCGCGAGACUCGAACUGGUUCCAUUAUCAGCAUUAAUCGUGACGACACGGCCACACCUUCUGAAAAUAACCCUGGUUAUGACAGAGACAGAGCUGCAUCUAUAGCCCAGAGUGCAUCAGACAAAAGACCCAAGCUCGUGAUCUGGCCAGAGUGGAAUGAUGUUGAUGUUAAUGCAGAAAAAUGGGGAGUCAAUCAACAGGACAUGGCCCAUAAAGGCAAAGAGAAAGACAAAGGGAAGUCACCAGUUGUCUCCCAUUCAUUUGAUGAUCCAGAGGGCAAGAUUGAGAUGCCUCCUGGUAUGAGAGUGGACCAUUGGAAACGACCACAAGAUUAUAUUACUGAAAAGACUCCGGUAGUGAUAGAUCCUGAUGGAAUGUCCUCAUUCAAUCUUAUAACCAACAAUGAACAUCUCCAUGAAAGUGAGCUGAUGAGAUAUAUUAUCAGUCAGAUAAUGGCAUUAUGGGAAAUCUGUGCGGUGAAGAAUCCCCCGCAGGAUCAAAUGCCAGCCGACCCAGGUGUUCCAUAUGAGGAGGUGUCUCAUACAUGGAAACCAUGGGAACAUAUAUACACAAUGAAUAAAGUGCAGAAGGGGCCACAUAUUCCACCAUACAAUCCAUACGGCAAAUAUGCUGUCAGACUAUACUGGAUGGGUUGUUGGAGGAAGAUAAUAGUUGACGAUACUUUGCCAUUUGAUGAAAAUGAUCGUCUUAUGUUGCCAUGUACCACAAUGCAGAAUGAAGUCUGGCCAAUGCUGUUGACUAAAGCCCUCAUCAAGGUGGCUGCUCUAGAUUAUACCGGAGGUAACCCUAGCUGUGAGUUUGGAGAUGUGAGCAUAGUAAGCUGCCUGACUGGUUGGCUACCUGAAGCUAUACCACUACAGGGUUUUCUCCUGGAUGAUCAGGGUACUAACCAAUCAAAACUACAUCUGAAGAAGCCCACCUCAGGUCGGGCCUCCCCAUUGGUCACUGCAGGCCAAGUACUCGAUAAGUUCAUCUCAUUGAGUAAUCAGCCGAGUCGCGAGAACUCGGCCAUCAAACCACGUAAAAAGAUCGGAGUUAAUGAUGACCUCAGGUACGGACAUAUAAGUGAAGUUUGGGAGUUGUUACGAGGGGUAUUGCCCGAGUUUAAGCUUCCAUUACAAGAAUGGCAGAAAGCCUUGCUGGAGGAGGAGAAAGCCAAGAGGGAUGAAACCGCUUCAGUGGAUGGGACAAAAGAAGAGAAGUCAGAUAAAGAUUCUGCCAGUAAAGAUGGCAAAGUGGAGAAACCCGAUGGUAAACCGGCGGGAAAAGAUGGUGGCAAGGAGAAAGGAGCAAAAGAUGCCAAGGAAAAAGAAAAAGGGAAAGAUGGGAAAGACAAAAAGGGAGAUAAGGACAAGGACAAAAAAGGAGAGAACUUAGACUUUGGCUCUAAACGAGGUCAGAGUCGACUUGGCUCUAGUCGUAAGGCCAUAGGCAGUCGACUUGAUGUUGAUAAUGAAGAGAAGACUUUAGAUGAGACACCUAUACCAGAGAAUCCUGAAGUUGUCAUAUUUGCCUCGUACCGAACCACCCCCAAAUAUCCGGUCAAAAUAUCAGUUCUUGGUGAAAAUGCCGAUGCCAGUGAACGACUCCGUCAGAAUGGUCUGUCACACAUGUACCCUCACCCUGUCCUGAUCACACAGACAAGAGCAUGUCCCCUCGAGCCCCCACCCCCGCCAGAGAAAAUUCCUGCAUGGAAAACUAUAAGACCCCGUAAAAAGAAGACGACACCCUCAGAUGAGCCUGUUGCCGAUCCAGAGCCACCGAAACCCAUACAAUGUUUAGAGAUUACCUCCCCUUUUGUCAACUACAAAGUUAGCCCUGUUCCGAUACCAACUGACACUCACAGACCAAAGUCGGCCCUGGAACGAGGAGGAACGAGGUCAAGGCCAGGAACCGGUCAUGUGACCUCUAUUGAAGAAACUGAUGAAAAUGCUCCUGAACCAGAAACAGUUAAAGAACCUCCAAAGGAAGAGCAUGUAGAGGAGCUAACACCAGUGGAGGUUGUGGAAGAGAAACCAUUAACACCGUCCAAGGGAACUAAGAGUGCGCGUAAAUCUGCCGGCAAGAAGGAAACGGAGGCAUCACCAAAAGCGGAGCGUAAGAUGAGUAGUAAGGCUGGAUCAGCCAAGGAGAAGGAACGAAGUAAGUCUAUAUCUAAGCCAGGCUCUCGUGAAGGAAAACGCGAGGAAGCUGGAACACCAAAACCUGAAAAACAAGCUGAAGCCAAGCCUGCACCACCAUCUGCCCAGACAACCAAAUUGGAACCCCCUGGGUCCGGGGAUCAGGCAGGUGGUCUAGCCGUACCCCCAGAGAACGGAGAAGGGGACGGGUCAGUUCACGAAGAAGAAACAGCGGAGAAAGAGCCUGUGCAGGAGGAAAUUACUAAACCUACAAAGAAAUGGAUGGACUUUGAUCAGUUCUGUAGAUGUUUCAAGACACUGUAUAUAUAUCAUAAGCCAAACACCUACCCAUGUUCUGUGAAACACUCGGAUCUCAAGAAACUGGAGUUUAAAUAUCACCCUCACCAGAGUGUAGCACCCCAGCCACCAGCACCUACGAAAGGAGACAAGAAGUCGGCCCCCAACGCUAGCGGGGUAAACACCUCCCCCUCUAAGACUGUCCAGACGCCAUCGCACACAUUCACUAGUGCGAUGGCCUCCCCUACUACUAAUCCCCUCCUACAUAACUCUCCUCAGGGUGCAGCACAGGGCACCUAUGAUGACAAGGCUCCUUAUUAUCUAUUUGUUGACAAUCUGCAGCCUACUGAGAUAGUUGUUUCCUUCUCUUCCCUGUCACGCUGGCCUGAGCCCCCACCAGCCCCGGUUGAGGAGAAGAAGUCUCACACAAGCCUGAAAGGAGCAAAAGAUAAAAUUGAUGACAAGGAGAUGACCAAUGUGACCAGCAGCAGUGUGCUAGAAGGAUCUAUAGCCAGUGAGAAAGCAGCCCCUCCCAAUGUGACACCAGGAACUCUUGUGGCUGAACCGUACUCUUGGAAGAGUCUUGUUACUGGUCAACCAAUACUUAGACUGAAAACAUCAGCCAUCAGAGCUGCUGUACUGUGUUUACCAGCAGGACGUCAUGUAUUAAAGUUUAUGAUGUCAGGACCAUUAGGAUACCAUGUACACCUAUGUUCCUCCACACAGUUUGUGUUUGGUGAUGAGGAAACUGUGAUGGCACAGCUUACAAAGGAAAGUUGUAUAUUUGUGGAUAAUGCUAACCAGGUGAUUACUUGUAUAGGGAAAUGUAUCAAUGCGUUUGGUGACCAGGAAGAGUUUGUCAAGGCAUGGAAGGAACUAACGCUGGCUCACUGCCCAUACCAAAAUGACAAACAAAUGUCCAAACAAAAUCAUUUCAAGGUGUUCAGUGAAGCUCUGUACACAACUCUACGUAAGGUGCUUCGAGAUAUAGCCAGCCCGGAGAUUGCAUUUGCCUGGCGAGCUUUCAUGUUCGAUGCAACGUCAAAAAAUAUACUCAGUAUACCAGCUGGUAGCAGACCAGCUACCGGACACACCAGUCACCGUGGCUCUGCCAAACCGGCCGCCACUAAGGGGGCAAAGCAGACUGUCGCCCAACCAGAGGAGCAACCUGAAAAAACCAGUUCUUCAUGGGAGAAUAGACAAGCAACAACAGAAGAACAAGUUGCCACAGUGAAGCUACAGAAACAAUGGAAAGGUUACUGGGUCAGAAAAAUACGAGCUGCCAGAACCCCAGGUUCAGAAGAGAAUCAAAAGGUGUUACAGAAUCUACAGAAAUGUUGGGCUAUCAUAGAACAAAACCUUGACCCCAACAAUCCAGACCAUCCAGGCCUGUUCUUGUUUAGACAAAUGUUUAAGAUAGAGCCGGAUUUGAUGGUAAAAUAUCCGUUUUAUAAGGACGAGUGGAAUAAGAUAUCAUACAAUGAUUAUAAAGGACAAUUUCCAGACCAGCCGCCAAAUAACUGGUUUGUUGUCUUCAGAGAGGUGUUCCAUGUAAUGGAAGAAAUGUUAGCUGUUCCGAAAUUAUAUGUGCCAAUCAGUACAUGUAUGUUACGCGUGAUAAACAACGAUACUGGUGAAGAGAUACCCAGAGUCUUUCAAAAAGUGGCACCCUAUGUGUACAAGAAAAACAGAAAAGGCUACACAUUUGUUGCCGAGGCUCGUACCACGGACCAGCCAUUACAGACUGGUACCUGGCGUAUGAGAAUGAUUGGUUCCCUGUCUCCACUUCCUGCCCCACUACGAGGGGAGGUCAACAGCAGCUUUUCUGUGAAAGAGAUCAAAGAUUAUUAUCUUCCAAACAGCAAAAAUGUCAUCUUCAGAUAUGCAGUUAAGGUUACAGAGGACCAUUUAACCAGUAUACAGAUGAACACCUCUAAAUCUGAUGUACACAUCAAGCUUGUGGUACUGAACAAUGAGGAGGAGGUUGCAAGCACCCUCGGGAAAGGUCAUGCUGUUAUCCCAGCCUUCACCUUCCUCAAGGACAUAAACCCGGACGAGGAACCAAAAAGGUCAACUUCCAGGGCAUUACAUGGCAACGAUCAUUCAAACAAAGGUGACAGUAAAGCUAAGAAAGGUGGGAAGAGAGGAGGUUCAGGCAAGAGUAAUGAUGGUAGAGGCUCGACACCAACACCCACCUCUCGUAGUCCGAGGUCCAACCCUACUGGUACAGCCAGAAGAAGAAAGCAAACUCCGCCUGCUAGUGGCAGAAGUCCCAGGAGAAGCAGUCAGAUAGAUCAUCAUUCAGAUGGAGGAUUAAGUGAUGGAGAUCUGGAAGAGAGGGAUCUUAGACCACACAAGUAUAUUGUAGAGGCACAGGUAUUAAAGGACAGUUGGCCGUUGUCUGAAUCUAGCUGGAAUUUUGUACAGAUGCUGAAAGAGAUGGAGAAAAAUGAGCUUAAAGUGGCAUUUAAAGAGAAACCAGUUGAGGAGCCAGCUAAGACGGAGAAAGCUCCCGCAGCAGCUGAUAAAGGUGCUAAAGGAGGUAAGGGUGGUAAAGGUGGCAAAGAUAAGGGCAAGGACAAAGAUGGUAAGGGGUCACGACCUCCAUCACAACAAUUUGACCUUGGUAAACCCCACUGGACCCUCCGAGUUGUCAGUGAUGCCAAUGCAGUGGAGGAUAUAGAGAUAAAGAAAGAUACAGAGAGAGCUGACGAGAUCCGAGCCCUGAAGAAAGCCUGGGAAGAUGCUGAACCGGGCAGAGCUGCCAAGGCUAUGCAGUCCAGAUUGAAGUACCUGUCUACACACACAAUCAAGUUAAAUGAUGACGAGGAAGAAGGGGAGAAGGUGGAGGGUGAGGGUGGUGACCAACCUGGUUAUGUACCACCACAAACACCAGGGUCAUUCCUCGGUGAUGAUGAUGGUAACCUUACUCUGGAGCCACCACCCCCACCCACACCCAAAGAAAUGUUACAGCCAGUUGAUAUUACUCCUUUCUUAAGACAUACAACUGACUCACCACGCUACCUGGAUGAGGAGGAAACUCAGAGACGGUUCCAGGAACAGCAGAAACAGAUAGCAGAGUACAAGGCGUUCAGACAACAGGUGGAAGAAUGGAGAAAGAAAGAUAAAGAAUUACGCAAUAUGACUAAAGAAAAACAAAUACAAGAAUGCGAGGAGUUACAGGCAAUGCUUGAUGCAGCUAGAGAAUCUAUAAAUAAACCAAGGGAAGCAUUUAGACAGACUUAUUUAGAAGCAGAACGCAAGAAACUGGAAGAACUCGAGGCUAAAGAGGCGGCAUUGCAAGCAGACGCAGCAGCUAAAUCACCGAAGGGCAAAAAGGGCAGUGCUAAAGGCAAAAAGAGCCCGUCUGCUAAAAAGAAGAAAUAAUCAAUAGACACUUUUAGUACUUAAAUAUAUUUUUAUAAUUUUAAUUUUGAAUUCAAACACUGUGAUAAUUAAAAUUAGAUAGUCUAGACACAUGAAUGAAAGAACGUGUUUAGUGAAUUUCUGUAAAUAAGAAUAUAUACAAAUAUAUUAAUUGUUGAAAAUUUAUUAUUUGUUUAAUUUAUUUGUUAAAUGUUGGUUUGAAAUAUGCAUGGUAUCAGAGUAUUUAAUUGAUUUAAGAUUUUUAGAAUCAUCAGAAUUAGUUUUGAAUGAUGUACAUGCAGCUAUACAUAUUUUUGUAUAGAACGGAUUGAAAUGGACAUUUGAAAAUGUUUUAAGGUUCAAAAAAUAGUAUUUUGUUUUAAGUACUAGUAAUUACACUGUGAUUUGUAUUGAUCUGUGAUAUAUAGAGUGUACAGUAAGUUUAAAAUAAUUUAUAUUAAAUAUUUUCAUGAACUUUUAUUUUCUUGAUUAUGAAGGAAAGGAGUCAAAAGAAAACUUGAGUAUUUCUUUUAUCAGAAUAUACCUUAGAAUAAUUCACUAUUCAUAUUUUGAUUUUUCACUUGAACUAUGACUUGUAUAACAUACAAAGCUGUCCAAAUCAUGCAUGAAUUUCAGUGUCUGAUUUAAAGGUCGAUGUGAUGAAUAUGCAACAGUUAACAUGGAUGAAGUAUUUUUGGUCUUUGUGUUAAUUUGCCAAAGUGUUGGGUUUUUUCCCAUUGAUUUAAUGUACAUCUAAAAUAUGAUUCCGUCCAUUUGUUUGCUUUACAGACUGAAUAAACAUUGUUUUCCUUUA